Leptinotarsa decemlineata (Colorado potato beetle) is the source of this 1460-nucleotide messenger RNA. It is a transcript of the gene borr, whose product is annotated as borealin-related. Gene Ontology annotation, biological process: mitotic sister chromatid segregation. Gene Ontology annotation, cellular component: chromosome passenger complex; spindle midzone; chromosome, centromeric region. The record is from RefSeq and is a predicted model, not a curated record. NCBI's taxonomy places the organism in Eukaryota, Metazoa, Arthropoda, Insecta, Coleoptera, Chrysomelidae.
CCUUGUUCCAAAGCUAUAAAGAUGCCACGAACAAAAGCUUCGAAGAAAACUGCAGUAAAGCAAGAGCAAACCAAUGACAAAACUGAUAAUAAUGAAAAAUAUCUGCUUUCACUCUACCCAGAGAUGGUUGAGAACGCAAGAAAAGAAGCAUUGUCAUAUGUGGAGAAUUAUCGAAAAUCUGUUCUGCAUGAGAUACAAAACUCUUGUGCCGUGGAACGUCUGAGAAUCCCAAAAAAAUUUAUGAAAAUGCCAAUGUCUGAAGUGCUCAAAUUAUCGUCCUUCAGUUCAUUGGAUAACCCGUCUAUGGUCAGUAAGAGUUGUAUCCUAAAAGAAGACAUUUUGAACCUCGUAAAGAGUACAACUAAAAACAGGAGGAUAACGAGGAGUUCCUCUUUUACCGAUGAAGGCUACCUAACUACAGGGAGCAAUAAUUCAGGUUCAAGGAAAUCCAGGAACAGAGCACCGAAGACUACCACCAGUUCGACGCGUAGGACGAGAUCGCUGUCGAAAAGUAAUUCUUUGAAAGUACCGAGCAAGCAGCCGAAGAGAACCUCAUCUGUUCAGAAGACACCCAUCAACAAAGUUACCCCUCCUAACAGCUACGGAACCGUUACACCUAAGUGCAAACCAAACACACCGCUGGUGUUUUUGAGAAGACCGAAAGUAGGAGAAGUAGCAUUAUCGAUGCAAGGCAGUCCAUUAUUAACAGCGCCAGUAGUCACGGAGGAAAGGGCGAACAUCAACAUCCCUCUCAAAAAUGGAGAUUUGAUGAGCUUGUUACCUCAGAGCGGGCUCAGGAUGUCGCAGAUUCCAGAAUUCGAUCAACACACUUUACGAGAAUUAGAUUGCUUACGAGCAAACCUCGAUAAGGUUUUCGAGGUCACAAAGAAGAGGUACAACUUGGAGUUUUAGACACGAUCAUUUUAAGUAUUUUUCAGAAUGUGUUGCGCUCCGAUUUUUUUUAAUGUAGGCUUUGUUUUAUUUUUGUUUUGUUGAUCGAAAAUUUGAAUUGAGGAAGAAAUUUGAGACUGUUAGAUCUGAUGAUGUCAAUUGAUAUGGAAACGUUUUUGUAAGAAAUACGUUCAAGGCUGAUAUACCUAUACAAAGUUUCGUAGUUUUUUCAAAUAAUCAACCUACAUGUAGAAAAUACAAAGAAGGUAUUCGGACGAGUUGUUUGGUUGAAAGACGGGAGGACGAUGAAAGUGAUUGAAUGGAUUUUGUUUGGAUUUUUUAAAUCAGUUGUAAUGAUGAGUAAGAAUAUUUUUUUAAAUAUUUUCAGACCGACACAAGUUAUUUGUAUCAUACUGUAUUUAUAUUUUAUACUAGUAGUUAAUAUGACUAGACACGGUACACUACAUAAUGGAAGUCAUCAUUAACUAGCUACGAAUAUUAUUUUUAUAAUUUUACUUUGUGGUCGUAGGUUAGAAUAAAAUAUUAUAAAUAAUAGUAAUAAAUGGUUU